Salvia splendens (bonfire salvia) is the source of this 1058-nucleotide messenger RNA. RefSeq names its product probable E3 ubiquitin-protein ligase RNF144A-A. The transcript is spliced from 2 exons. The coding region runs from base 60 to 722 and encodes 220 amino acids. Gene Ontology annotation, biological process: protein ubiquitination. The record is from RefSeq and is a predicted model, not a curated record. Gene Ontology annotation, molecular function: zinc ion binding; ubiquitin-protein transferase activity. NCBI's taxonomy places the organism in Eukaryota, Viridiplantae, Streptophyta, Magnoliopsida, Lamiales, Lamiaceae.
AACGAAAAGGGUAAAAUCCAAAAAGUCCCUCUUUCAUUUUCAACUUCAAUUGGACUCCAAUGACUACCGAAAUUCUCCAAAUCGGAGGCGUCGACGACGACGAAAUCACCGUCAUCUACUCCACGCCGCCGUCCUUCAAGUCCGACGCCCCUAAAAUCACCAUCGACCUCGACGACGUCGUCGACGAAUCCCCCGCCUCCCCCUCCGCCAAUCCAGGCGAAUCGUCCAAUUGGAAUCGCGGCGACGACGACGUCGUACUCCGCUUCUCCUUCGCCUGCGAAAUCUGCGCCUGCGACAAGCCAAUCAGCGACUCGUUUCAAAUCCACGGCUGCGACCACUGCUACUGCACGCAAUGCGUCUCCAAUCACGUCGCGGAGAGGCUGCAGGAGAGCAUCACGGAGAUCGGGUGCCCCGUCUCCGGCUGCGCGGGAUUCCUAGAGCCGCAGCACUGCCGCACGAUUCUGCCGCGGGAGGUCUUCGAUCGGUGGGGAGACGCGCUGUGCGAGGCUCUGAUUUUGGGGGCGGAGAGGUUUUACUGUCCGUACAAGGAGUGCUCGGCUCUUCUAAUUGACGAUGGGAGUGAGAAUGUGGUGCAAUCGGAGUGCCCUGAGUGCUGGCGGCUCUUCUGUGCGCCGUGCAAGGCGGCGUGGCAUGCUGGGAUCGAAUGCGAGGAGUUUCAGAGGCUGAAGAAGGAUGAGAGGAGCAAUGAUGAGGAACAAUAAAUAGUGGAUUCGAUUCAGAAUUUGUCAUUAAAUCUCAAGGUGCUGCAGACGUGGAACCAGUUUUUGCUACAAUUCGGAGGUAAGAUGGAUCUACAUAUUUUCACAACUGUGUAACAAGUCCAUGGUUUUAAUUAUGCUUCCCGCUAUGUUGACAACCUUUUUUUCCGUUAUGUUGAUAGGUUAGAGGUAUAGGUUAGGUCCUUCCAUUGUUGCUCCAAACAUGUAAUUAGAUUGUGAUUAGAUGAAUCACUUUUAAUUACUUUUUAUUCAAUGUUUUUGUUAUAAUCUUAGGUAUGAAUCAUGAAAUUAUAUUUGAAGGUGCAUCUUCCUUGGUAA